This is a messenger RNA of Lindgomyces ingoldianus, 1413 nucleotides long. RefSeq names its product Cryptochrome/photolyase FAD-binding domain-containing protein. The transcript has 2 exons. Lineage: Eukaryota; Fungi; Ascomycota; Dothideomycetes; Pleosporales; Lindgomycetaceae. Gene Ontology annotation, biological process: entrainment of circadian clock by photoperiod; circadian regulation of gene expression. Gene Ontology annotation, molecular function: DNA binding; FAD binding. The record is from RefSeq and is a predicted model, not a curated record. The annotation marks the transcript as partial. Gene Ontology annotation, cellular component: nucleus; cytoplasm.
CUGCACCAUGCCUCGGAGCUGGCGCAAAAUUCCAAGAAACCGCUUAUCUGCAUCUAUCUCAACUGCCCAGCCGAAGAAUCCUGGCAUGGCACCAGCCCCGCUCGUGUCAACUUUAUGCUCGAAGCUCUCGCGGGAAUGCAAAGGGAAUUAAAGGAAUUGAAUAUCCCACUCGUCUUUCUCCACGCGGACAAACCCGACCAGAUCGCUUCUACAGUAACUAAGUUUCUGAAAGACAACUCGGUAUCUCACGUCUUCGCAAAUUACGAAUACGAGAUCGAUGAGCUCCGCCGAGAUAUUGAGUUUGUAAAAGAAGGUGGCUCCGACUUCCGGGUGUCCCUACACCACGACCAAACCGUGAUCGAGCCCGGUACAUUGACCACCGGCUCCGGCAGACCUAUGAAGGUGUUUUCGCACUACCAUCGCAUGUGGCUCGAUGUCGUGAAGGGAGAUCCUGACCUGCUAAAAACCGUAUCACGACCCACGAAGAACAGCUCAUCGGCGUCGAAAGAACUCAAGGGGUUGUUCGAUUCACUGGUUCCAAGGCCCGCAAAAGACAAACUAUUCCCCUCAGAAGAAGACAAAAACAGAGUCCAGAAGCUUUGGCCAGUAGGACACGAUGCAGGGAUGAAGCGCAUGGAUUCCUUCCUCAAACAUAUCGACAAUUACGCCGCUACUCGGUCUAAUCCCGCCAAGGAUUCCACUUCGCGUAUGAGCGCAUACUUUUCAGCGGGAAUGGUAUCGGUGCGAGAAACCUUGUCCAAAGUCCAGGAAUACAACGAUGGAAGUAAUGAUUUUAGCGAAGCUGGAUCAAGUCCUGGAGUCUAUAGUUGGGUCCGUGAAGUGGUGUUCCGGGAACUAUACUGCCAAACAACGCUCACUACUCUGCAUACUGCGAUGAAUCUACCACAAAACCUCAAAUUCGACUUCGUGCAAUGGGAAGAGGAUGAAGAAGGCUGGAAGAAGUGGUGUGAGGGAAGGACAGGUGAGCCUUUCAUCGACGCAGGAAUGAGGCAGUUGAAUACCGAGGCUUACAUGCAUAAUCGACUUCGCAUGAAUGUUUCAUCGUAUUUGUUUUGCAAUUUGCUCAUCGAUUAUCGUCGUGGAGAGCGUUAUUUUGCGGAGACGUUGAUCGAUUGGGAUUUUUCAAAUAACACGCAGGGGUGGGAGCCGAACUACACUGUCUUCAAUCCUGUAUCACAAGCGGAGAAGAAUGACCCUGAUGGGGAUUAUAUCCGAAAAUGGGUGCCCGAGCUGAAAGACGUCAAAGGAAAAGCAAUCUUCGCACCCUAUGACCGGCUGCCCAAGGAAGAAUUUGAGAAAUUGGGAUAUCUAAAACCACAUGUCAACUGGAAAGAGACGAAGCAGAGGGCUGUGGAGAGAUUCAAGAGAGAUAUACGGAAUACCUCUCCUUGA